Messenger RNA from Eimeria necatrix, 252 nucleotides. RefSeq lists its product as hypothetical. Bases 1 to 252 code for a protein of 83 amino acids. The transcript is spliced from 2 exons. NCBI's taxonomy places the organism in Eukaryota, Apicomplexa, Conoidasida, Eucoccidiorida, Eimeriidae. The record is from RefSeq and is a predicted model, not a curated record.
AUGGUAGGACGAGGACAUGCACGGUUUGAUGUCAAAGCGGCUACAGAGUUGGUUCCAAAGAUCCGCCUGGAAACGGGGGUCGCGGUCCGAUAUGAGCACCUCUGGAAAAGCGUGAUAGCGGAAAAGACGGUUUGCGAGAAGCUCCACGAUGUCAUGAAGACCGGGACGGCGAGACAAGGCAUCAACAACUUGAUUGCGCGCUCAUUGAACAUAAGUGAUGUGCAAAUCCGGGAACUCCGCAAGAAAGACUAG